AUGACUGCUAUCCAAGAUGAUACCAAUACCAAUAGCAAUAACAACAACAAUAACAAUAACAAUGAGAAUGAGAAUGAGAACAACAAUGACGAAGUUAACGACGAAGGCAACAAUACUGGCUUAUCAGUACUAAAGCAUCUGAAUGGCAAUCAAGAAUGUAAGGCAAUUGCAUUAAGAAGAGACUCAAAAUCACCUCAAAGUAUACAAAAGAAUGGAGAACACGAAGACCAAGAACAGGAUCAACCUAAUAUCCCACAAGAACCUACAUUAGCAACUACAACUACAACUUCAACUAAUCGCCUUUCAACUCUUUUCUUCUGGAAUCAACCAACAACUCAACCACCAGCAGUUGACGAAUCUCCAAUUAUAGAAGAUGAAGAGUCAUCUACAGUUAAGAAUGAUAUCAAUGGAGUAGCAGAUAGUACCAACACGACAGAAGAACAACCAACCCAGGAUCAAAAUCAGGCUGAACCCGAGCCAGAACAACAACCGCAAGAACAACCAAAUCCCCAAACUCAACCUCAACCACAAGAACCAGAUCCAGAGACAAACAACCCUAAUGACACAUCCGGUCAAUGGUGGAGUCAAUUCCAAUCUAUAAAUUCAGUAGUUGCAUAUGUAAAUAAUCUAUCCCAAGAGGUUGCCCCUACAGAACAAACUCCGCUACUUUCAGCCAACUCCAACACUACAGAUGCAUCUCAACAACAACAGCAACCAACAGGCCAAUCUUGGUGGGAUUGGGUUUGGACACGAGAUAAUGGAGAUAAUGAAGAUGAGUAUGAUGCAUCGCAUACUUCAAAUCUACAAUACUUUAAAGCUGCCAAGCAAGCAAUUGAAACCGCAAAAGAGGUUUCUCAUUACGCAUUCAAAAGUUCAUUUACAAAUCAUAUUAAUACGCAUACAAAAGAAGUUGAAUUGGCCGUUGUUGGAACCAUGACUGAAACCCAACCAGUGCGAUAUCAUUCCCGAAAAGAGCCAUUGUUGCCAAAUGAAGUACAAGAGAAAUCACUCCGUAAUCGACCUGGCAGUUCAUCGGCAAGUUCAAUGCUAGAAGGAAAUAGUAAUUCUUCCGGAACACCAAAACUAAGUUCAAAAGUGGCCCCACACUUUGAGGAUAACUACAGAACAAGAACAUGGAAGACGAAGUUAAGAAUAUUAUCUCAGGAUGUAGUAUGCAGUUUGAAGAAAGAAAAUCAUUUAUAUAAACAACCCUUAAUUGAAAUUCGAAAUAAUAAACGGAGAAAGUUAAACAAGAUUGUCAUAAUUUCCAUUCAUGGAUUCCUACCUACAAAAUUUGUUAGGGCAAUUAUUGGACAAAACACGGGGAAUUCUAUUCGAUUUGCCACUCAUGCUUCAAAAGCAGUACUCAAAUGGUUGAGCCAAGAUAAUCCUGGAUUUAAGAUUUCGGAUUAUGACAUAGAAACAAUUGCAUUAGAAGGGGAAGGGAAAAUAAAUGAGCGAGUAGAGAAGUUGUAUAAAUUAUUGGAUAAUUGGAUGGAUAUGUUAGAUAAGAGUGAUUUCAUAUUUUUUAUAAGUCAUGGUCAAGCCACUCCAGUUGCGAUUAAUUUAAUGGCCAAGUUAUUGCAUGAACAUCUGCAUUGGCACUAUUGGAAGAAGUUGGGAUUGUUGUCAAUGUCAGGAUUACAAUUAGGUCCAUUUAUGGGAUUGGAUACAAAAAUUGUAACUAGAGCAUUUACAUCUAUGGAAAAUGAAAUAAUUCGAGAAUUAUUUGAAUUUCAAAAACCAUAUUCAAAACUUUCCUUACAAUUAAAUGAAUCAAUGAAGAUAUUAAUGAAAAAUAAUGUAAAAGUUACUUUUAGUGCUUCGGUUACUGAUCAAUUUAUCCCACUCAGUUCAUCCCUCGCAUUACAAUUUGCCCAUCCGAAUAUCCAUAGAAACAUUUUCCAAGCUAAAUCGGACAUUCAAACCGUGAUGGAUACAACCACCCCAUCCAACGUAUCUGAUUCAUCAAAUUCUCCAUUCUUAACAAAUCUACUAAUUAUUAUCUGCAUGAUGAAGAAUGUAGGAAAAGAUUUCGAUUAUAAUAUCAUUCGAGAAUUAAGUGAUAAAUUCAAUCUCGAGGGAACUCCAAAAGGACAUUGUAAACUAUUUGAUGAUGAACAAGUAUAUAUGGAAUCAAUUCAGUAUUGUUUAGAAACCACUGAUUUGAUCCAUUCUCAAGAAUUAUCCAUAAAUAUUUUAAAACCAUUGGAUAGUGCCAGUUUUCAUAGUUUAUUACCUUGGAAUAUCAGGAGUUUGUUCCAGGAUUUGGUGCAGAUUAAACAUAUCGGAAGUGUGAAAUUGAUUGAAGAGUUAUUGUUCCGGUUUAAAGCUUGGCAACCUACUCCGAAACAAUGGAAAGAUAUAAAAUAUUGUUUAGACGUUUUGAAUGAUUUUGAAAUUGAGGAUUUAUUUUUGUGA
Hemisphaericaspora subhashii is the source of this 2421-nucleotide messenger RNA. RefSeq lists its product as uncharacterized. The coding region runs from base 1 to 2421 and encodes 806 amino acids. The record is from RefSeq and is a predicted model, not a curated record. The transcript has a single exon. Lineage: Eukaryota; Fungi; Ascomycota; Pichiomycetes; Serinales; Debaryomycetaceae.